AGGAGGGCCCGGAAGAGAACGGAAGGCGGCGCCGCCUCCAACGUCUUCUCCAUGUUCGAUCAGUCCCAGAUCCAGGAGUUUAAAGAGGCUUUCACCAUCAUGGACCAGAACCGAGACGGCUUCAUCGACAAAGAGGACCUGAGGGACACCUUUGCCGCGCUGGGCCGCAUCAAUGUCAAGAACGAGGAACUAGAUGCCAUGGUGAAAGAGGCGCCAGGCCCCAUCAACUUCACCAUCUUCCUGACCAUGUUUGGGGAGAAGUUGAAGGGCACGGACCCGGAGGAGACCAUUCUGCACGCCUUCAAGGUGUUCGACACUGAAGGAAAGGGCUUCAUCAAGGCCGACUUCAUCAAAGAGAAGCUCAUGACCCAGGCCGACCGAUUCAGCGAGGAGGAGGUCAAGCAGAUGUUCGCGGCGUUCCCGCCAGAUGUGUGCGGCAACCUGGACUACCGGAACCUGUGCUACGUCAUCACGCACGGCGAGGAGAAGGACUAG
Messenger RNA from Lepus europaeus (European hare), 495 nucleotides. RefSeq names its product myosin light chain 10 (gene MYL10). The record is from RefSeq and is a predicted model, not a curated record. NCBI's taxonomy places the organism in Eukaryota, Metazoa, Chordata, Mammalia, Lagomorpha, Leporidae. Gene Ontology annotation, cellular component: cytoplasm; mitochondrion. Gene Ontology annotation, molecular function: calcium ion binding. Bases 52 to 495 code for a protein of 147 amino acids. The transcript has 6 exons.